Messenger RNA from Tripterygium wilfordii, 1347 nucleotides. RefSeq names its product probable WRKY transcription factor 15. NCBI's taxonomy places the organism in Eukaryota, Viridiplantae, Streptophyta, Magnoliopsida, Celastrales, Celastraceae. The record is from RefSeq and is a predicted model, not a curated record. The coding region runs from base 255 to 1178 and encodes 307 amino acids. Gene Ontology annotation, molecular function: sequence-specific DNA binding; DNA-binding transcription factor activity. The transcript has 3 exons. Gene Ontology annotation, biological process: regulation of DNA-templated transcription.
UAUAAAGUGACAAGUCAGUGAUCUACUCUAUGGACCUAAACAGCCGAUCGAUGGCAUCAAUUUGACCACAGAGACCCGACGUGACCUGCCCUUAUCAAGAACGCUGCUCCCCCAUUUUCUUUUCCUACUCCAGUCUCUCCUUUUCUUUUCUUUUCUUUUCUUUCUUUCUUUCACGGUUUUUCACCUUGGUAGUCUUGUAGUUAUGGCCAUAGACCUCAUGAUGAGUUAAAAGGAAUGGCAGUUUUGUAGCAUAAAUGGAAGAAACCGCGGUCGUUCAAGAAGCAGCCGCGGGCCUCGAGAGCGUCGAGAGACUAAUCAGAUUACUCUCUCAACAACAACAAUAUCAAGAUCAGAAGUAUUCAAACCUGGACAUGGACAUUGAUUGCAGAGCAGUCGCAGACGUCGCUGUUUCGAAGUUCAAGAGAGUAAUUUCUCUCCUGAAUCGAACCAGAACAGGACACGCUCGAUUCAGAAGAGCACCUGUGGUUCCUUCACCUUCUUUGCCCCCAAACAAUCGAGAUAACGAAGUUCUUGAAGGCAAAGUUUAUUACGCGACGCCGAUCCAGCAGGCACCGCCGGUUCUGCCUCAUCUUCACAACCGCGAUUUUCCGAUGGUGAUGCCAAAAAAUGAGGGAAUUGACAGGAAAGAUUUGUCCACUACGAUUAAUUUCUCGUAUUCCUCGGCAGGAAAUUCGUUUAUUUCGUCGUUGACGGGCGAGUCGGAAAGUAAGCAGCCGUCGUCAUCCUCGGCGUUUCAGAUUACAAAUCUGUCUCAGGUUUCAUCGGUUGGGAAACCGCCGUUGUCUUCUUCUCUGAAGAGAAAGUGCAGCUCUGAAAACCUAGGUUCCGGAAAGUGCGGAUCCUCUGGCCGCUGCCAUUGCUCCAAGAAGAGGAAGAUGAGAAUGAAGAGGAUAGUGAGAGUUCAAGCGAAUAGCCUAAAAAUGUCUGAUAUUCCACCAGAUGAUUACUCUUGGAGAAAGUACGGACAGAAACCAAUCAAAGGUUCUCCACAUCCAAGGAGUUACUACAAGUGCAGUAGUGUGAGGGGAUGUCCUUCUCGUAAGCAUGUAGAAAGAGCUUUGGAUGAUCCUGCGAUGCUUGUAGUCACAUAUGAAGGGGAGCACAACCACGCACUCUCUGUUGCUGAGGCUACCCAUCUCAUCCUGGAAUCCUCCUAGUCCAAGUCUCCAACCCCCACCACCAUCAUCAUCAUCAUCAUCAUCAUCAACCAAGUGUAAAAACAGUUCCGAAAACUAGUUGUGUGCUACUGAUUAGAUAGUGAACCAUAGUUUCUUAUCUUGAAGGAGAUGAUCAGUGUGGUUAUUGGAUUCCUUCGCUUUUUCUGUC